GUGUUCAGUCGCUGGUGAUUUACAAAAGCAUACGAUUUCCUAGUGCUAAUAAAAAUUCUCCGCAAGAUGUCCUACAAAAUCGAAGCUCUACCUGGUGCAGGCACCUUGAUCGGUGAAGGUCCCCACUGGGAUGUUGAAACACAAAGUCUAUACAUGGUCGAUAUCGAUGUGGCCCGCCUGCUGCGCUAUGAUUACAAAGAAAAUAAAACCUAUACCGCCGUACUUGAGGGCGAACAAUACGCCUCCUUCAUUGUACCCGUUGAAGGCGAAAGCGGCAAAUUCGCUGUGGGUUGCGAUCGUCGUGUGGCUAUUGUCGCCUGGGAUGGCGUAUCGCCCACUGCUAAGGUGGAACGUGUUGCCUACGAAGUCCAACCGGGUGAAGAGUUUACGCUCAAUCGCUUGAACGAUGGUAAAGCUGAUCCACGUGGCCGCCUUUUCGCCGGAACUAUGUACAAUGAUCAAAAAGAUAUCUUGAAAUAUCGUAAGGGUGAAUUGUAUAACUUUGAGAAGGGCAAGCCAAUUGCGUUGAUUAAAUCCGAUGUUGGCAUUUCAAAUGGCUUGACAUGGAAUGAGAAGAAAAGUAAAUUUUAUUUCAUUGAUUCAGCCGAUUUCGAUGCCAAGGAAUACGACUACAAUUUGGACACCGGCGUAGCAAGCAACCCUAGAGUCUUCUUCAAGCACGCCACACAUUUGCCUGACGGUAUGACUAUUGAUGCUGACGGCAAUGUUUACAUCGCCACAUUUACCGGACAUACUGUCUACAAAGUCAAUCCCAGCACCUCUGAGAUUCUGUUGGAAAUCAAGUUCCCCUGCAAGCAAAUCACAUCGGCGGCGUUCGGUGGCCCCAAUUUGGAUAUUUUGUAUGUGACCAGCUCGCGACUAAACGAUCAGCCAGCACCAGCGGGUGAGACUUUCAAAGUGACUGGUUUGGGUGUGAAAGGUCUACCGAUGACAAAGACGCGUAUUUAAAUGUGU
This is a messenger RNA of Anastrepha obliqua, 975 nucleotides long. Its product is annotated as regucalcin-like. The record is from RefSeq and is a predicted model, not a curated record. Lineage: Eukaryota; Metazoa; Arthropoda; Insecta; Diptera; Tephritidae. Gene Ontology annotation, biological process: L-ascorbic acid biosynthetic process. Bases 67 to 969 code for a protein of 300 amino acids. The transcript is spliced from 4 exons. Gene Ontology annotation, molecular function: calcium ion binding; gluconolactonase activity.